GAAGUCAGUCAGUCAGUCAGUGCACAGAUAGCGAGAGUGGAACCAACACUUACGUCAGUCCAUAGUCCAGUGCAGUGGUAUAAGGUGACCGGCGGUGAACCAUCGCUGCACAACACACUGAACCAUCGAUUCGUAAAGGACUCUCGACGCGCUGAAGUUUGAGUGAUUCUGGUGUCGACCUGGCAUUACUUGGAUUUUAUUUUGGAUCAACCAUUUUCAAUUAGAAAUAAUUGGAUAUUUAGGAAUUUGGCUCCUCGUUGACAUUUUUAAAGGACAAGGAUGACGUUACACGCCCUCCUCCUCCUUAUGGUGAUGGCGGCGGCGCCCUCGGUCAAGCCCACGGCCGGCCAGAACGCCCACGAGAACGAAUUCGGGUGCCACUGCAUGGAGUACUGGACGUGCAUCACCAGCGGCGGUCAGCCCUACAGCUACUGCGGCCUCAGCGCCUCCAGCGUGUGCUGCUUCGUCCCGUUUAACGCCAAGCCGAUCGGGAUCCUGCCCCUGGCGCAGCGCAAGAAGUCCUGCGGCCGCAAGGGCACCAGCAACCGCGACGACGGCCAGGCGGAGAUGUCGGAGUGGCCGUGGCACGCAGCCAUCCUGGAGCAGCCGCAGGACCUGUACGUGUGCGGCGCGUCGCUGCUGGACGAGUCGUGGAUCCUGACGGCCGCGCACUGCGUCGAUGAUUAUCUCGAGAAGGCGUCGAACCUGCAGGAGUUGCUGAAGGUCCGCCUGGGCGAGUAUGACGUCAGCACGACCGCCGAGCCGCUGCGCCACGAGGAGUUCGCCGUCGACAGGAUCGUCAUCCAUCCCGAGUUUGACAACGCGACGCUGGUCAACGACAUCGCGCUGCUGCAGCUGGUCCGCUCGGCGCGCAGGAAGCCCAACAUCGACGCCGUCUGCAUGCCCAAGCUCAACGACUUCGCCGAGGGCAGCCCCGCCACCUGCUUCGUCACGGGCUGGGGCAGGAGGAACGAAGAGACUGAGCACAGCGUCGUCCUAAAGGAGAUCAGCGUGCCCCUGUGGAGCAACCCCGCCUGCCAGAACGCCCUCAGGGAACAGUUCGGGCCGGCCUACUCGCUCCCUACGACAGCCCUCUGUGCCGGGGCUGAGGGACGCGACGCCUGCGAUGGCGACGGCGGCGGCCCUCUGGUGUGCGAGAAGGAGGGCCACUGGUACCAGGUGGGCGUCGUCAGCUUCGGCAUCGGGUGCGGGCGGCGCAACAUCCCGGGCGUGUACACACGGGUGCAGGCCUUCGAGGGCUGGAUCAAGGACACCAUCGGCGUGCACCACCACCCUUGACGCGGCGCCGCCCUCGUCGCUCGACGCCGCGCCGCACAUGCCAACACAGUCAUCGUGACGCAACCAUCCUUCUUGGCUCCAGCACACGCACGGGCGGCGUCGGGAAGCCCCGCGCGCGGCUCGUGCCCGGGGAGAAAUGUGUGACUGGGUCGCAAAUACAUACACGUGUGUGUGUUGUAUGAACUCAAGUAUGUAUACAUAUACUCACACGCGCGCGCGCACACACACAGCCAUACAC
Penaeus indicus is the source of this 1537-nucleotide messenger RNA. RefSeq names its product phenoloxidase-activating factor 2-like. The coding region runs from base 280 to 1299 and encodes 339 amino acids. NCBI's taxonomy places the organism in Eukaryota, Metazoa, Arthropoda, Malacostraca, Decapoda, Penaeidae. Gene Ontology annotation, molecular function: serine-type endopeptidase activity. Gene Ontology annotation, biological process: proteolysis. The transcript has 8 exons. The record is from RefSeq and is a predicted model, not a curated record.